AUGCCAUUUCCAGCGUUCUCCAUCCGCAACCGCUUGCUGCAAUUGACACUCGUCGCCCUCUGUCUGACAUGUCUAUUGUGGUUUUCAAUACCCACAGGAUCAGGUCUUGCGCAGCGCUUACAACCCUCGGAACAAUGGCCCCCACCUAAGCCCAAUGUCCCUCUCCGACCGAAAAAGGCGCAUCCCAUCGACGAGCUCAUCGCCGGAGCCGACAAGCAGUACAAGUCUCUACUCGCGAAAGAGUCCAAAACCGUCGGUGAUGCAGCGGAAGCGUAUCGGCAGCGUCGUGGCCGUCAGCCACCACCGGGCUUCGAUGCGUGGUUCAAGUUUGCUUCGAACGCUUCGGCGCUCAUAGUGGAGGACUUCUUCGAUCGCAUAUACGAGGAUCUAGCACCUUUCUGGGCUGUACCUGCGAAGCAGAUACGUGAACAGGCGAACGACUUUGUGCACAAGGUUUCGGUCAGAGAUGGCAAGGCUACUGGGAAGACGGAUAUUGAUGAGAGGCCAUGGAUAAAUUUGUGGCAAGAUAUGGUGCAGAGUGUCGCGAAGCACUUGCCGGAUGUCGAUGUGCCGAUCAAUGUCAUGGACGAGAGUCGCAUUGUCGUGCCAUGGGAAGAGGUGGAUGGAUACAUGAAGAAGGAGAGCUUGAGUCGCAGGAUUGUUCCAGCACAAGAUUUGAAGACUGAGUUUGGUAACCUGAGAGACUUGGACAUGCACCCGCCAGAACCCUUCGAUCCGCGCUUCGACGGAGCCGGGCCAUAUUGGCCUCUAGCAGUGGUGGGUUGCCCACCGGAAAGCCCUGCGCGCAAAGGCUACUUCGAGACCGAUUUCACCCAGCCUCCACCUCUGUCGAACGAAUUCCCGGACAAGUCUUACAAGGGCUACGUACAAAAUUGGACUUACGCACAGUCGCCGUGCGAUCAUCCGGAAUGGCAGGGUCUGCACGGGACCUUCGUCGAGCCCAUUUCGAUCAGCAACACAAAGGAGUUCUUUCCACUGUUUGGCGGGUCCAAAUUGCCAAUGAAUAAUGAGAUUUUGCUUCCGGCUGCGAUGUACUGGACCGAGGAUCCAUUCUACUCUGGAGGUAAAGAGCACGGAUCAGAAUGGGAGAAGAAGAAGGACGCCUUGAUUUGGCGUGGCACGGCCAGCGGUGGAAGAAACAAAGAGGAGAACUGGACGCGCUUCCAACGGCAUCGCUUCAUUUCGAUGAUCAAUGCCACGGAAGUGAAGGCUGCGGUAGACAACCCAUCUGUCAAGCCGCGCAAUUUCGUGCUUCCGGGCAAGAGCACGUACGACCUGGCAGUCUUGGAGUCCGACGCUCCGCCGGAUGCAUUUAGCGAAUGGGUUUCUGCCUGGUCGGAUGCAGCAGCAGUCCACUUGCUCUGCUUUCCGGGCACGGGCUCCGCUUUCUGUCCAUAUACCGAUCCGUUCUUUCAGGUCAAAAAAGAGGUACCCAUGAAGGAGCAGUACCAAUACAAGUACUUGCCAGACAUCGACGGCAACUCUUUCAGCGGCCGCUACAGAGGGUUCCUCGGAAGUACAUCCCUGCCCAUCAAAGCGACGAUCUAUCAAGAGUGGCACGACAAUCGAUUGGUACCAUGGAAGCAUUUCGUGCCCAUGGAUAACACAUUCAUUGACAUCUUCGGUCUGAUGGAGUACUUUGUGGGAAAUGCGCAAGCCGGAGUCGAGGGCCACGAUGAGGAGGCAAAGAAGAUUGCGCUUGAGGGCAAGGAGUGGACGGAAAAGGUUCUGCGCAAAGAAGAUAUGUCGGUCUAUGUGCUGAGGCUGCUGUUAGAGUACGCUAGGUUGUGCGAAGAUGAUCGUGAAAAGAUGGGCUGGGCGGAGCAUACCACGAAGAAGUCGUUGCGGGGUAGCAAGGCUUCAUAA
Molecule: messenger RNA, 1887 nt
Organism: Zymoseptoria tritici IPO323
Lineage: Eukaryota; Fungi; Ascomycota; Dothideomycetes; Mycosphaerellales; Mycosphaerellaceae
Exons: 1
Coding region: 1-1887 (628 amino acids)
Source: RefSeq, a predicted model, not a curated record